AUGGAGGUAUCUCCUGAUUUCAUUCCUGGGACGGUCCACCUGGUCGACCUCGCGGGCACCGUCCACGCCCUUCACGCCAACGGUGGCAAGCGCGACAUUGUGCUCGUUCCUGCACCCUCGGCACACCCUGACGACCCCUUGAACUGGAGUCCACGGCGAAAGCUGCUGUACCUCGCGUGUCUGUGCACUUACAUUCUCUCCGUCGGAAUCGCCACGGCCGCUAUUUACUCGGUCCUCGUGCCCAUCUCGAUUGACAUCGAUCUCAGCGUGGGCGACCUGAACACGGGAACUGGAUACAUGUUCUUGUUCCUUGGCUGGGGGUGCCUCUUCUGGCAACCUCUGGCCCAGCAAUAUGGAAAGCGGCCCAUCUACUUGAUCUCGUGUCUGGCCACGAUGGCGAUCAUGAUUUGGGCACCGUACACCACGACCAACGGUCAGUGGAUAGCCAACAAGAUCUUGCAGGGCUUCUUCAGCGCCCCGAUUGAGUCCUUGUGCGAAGUCUCCAUCUCGGACGUGUACUUCACGCACGAGCGAGGCACAUACAUUGGCGUGUAUGCGCUCUUUCUGGCUGGCAGCAACUUCUUCGCCCCCUUGAUCUCGGGCUUCAUCAAUGACGGUCAGGGUUGGCAAUGGGUCUUGUACUGGUGUGCCAUCUUCUGUGGUGGGGCUUUCGUGAUCUUGUUCUUCUUCAUGGAAGAGACCAACUACCACCGGGCUCCGAUUCUCGCCAUCGAACCGGACGAGGCACUUCCGGAGGACCAGGAAUCAGAAAGCGCCGAAUCUAACCUCGAAACGUCCACCACUGACCCGGAGAAGAAGAUGCCCGCUGUCCGAGGUGAUACUGGACCCGAUACUCGUCAAGGUAGCGUCCACGUCUCCUACCAGAAGAAAACCUUCCUACAAAAGAUGGCUCUCCUGAGAAAGGAAGACCUGCAAAAGAAGAAUCAAAUGAAGGGGAUGGUCCUUCGACCUCUGAUCUUCCUGACCUUUCCCGUCAUCGUCUUCUGCGGGUUCAUGUAUGGCGCCAUCGCCUGCUACUUCGCGGUCCUCAACGGGACCGCUUCGCUCAUUCUGUCGGCACCGCCAUACAAUUUCUCGUCCAGUAUGGUUGGAUUGUCUUACUUGUCGUGUCUGAUCGGAACGUUCUUAGGAUUUUUUGUCGCCGGCCCGGUGGGCGACCGGUUCAUACUGUGGAAGGCUCGACGUAACAACGGUAUCAUGGAACCAGAGCACCGGCUGUGGCUCUACAGCAUCUUGUUGGUACUCACCCCCGGGGGCCUUUUGAUCUGGGGCUUGGGGGCAGCUCACCAUGUCCAUUGGUUUGGAUUGAUCUUCGCCAUGGGCAUGCUUGCGACCUGCAUCGCGGUUGGAGUUCAACUGCCGGUCAGCUAUUGCAUUGAUUCGUACAAAUCCAUCAGCGGAGACGCCAUGGUGACGGUUAUUCUCGUCCGAAACACCAUGGUCUUCGCCGUGAACUACGGCAUCACGCCAUGGGUUACCAACAUGGGUUAUCAGAAUGCAUUCCUGGUGUGUGCGUUUGUCGCCCUGGCUCAGAUCUCACUCUACUUUGUCUUUAUCAAGUGGGGACGUGGAUUCCGCAAGGCCAGUGUCUCUCGCUACUUGAAAUACGUCAGGCAGAUCGAGGACAAUGGCCUGGCCCAUUAA
Messenger RNA from Capronia coronata CBS 617.96, 1665 nucleotides. RefSeq lists its product as uncharacterized. The record is from RefSeq and is a predicted model, not a curated record. Gene Ontology annotation, molecular function: transmembrane transporter activity. The coding region runs from base 1 to 1665 and encodes 554 amino acids. The transcript is spliced from 7 exons. NCBI's taxonomy places the organism in Eukaryota, Fungi, Ascomycota, Eurotiomycetes, Chaetothyriales, Herpotrichiellaceae. Gene Ontology annotation, biological process: transmembrane transport.